AUGGCAGAAGAGCCUACCAAAGCAAAUGAGAUCGACAAAAUUUUAGAUUUGUACAAAUGCAUGAGUUUAAAUCCUUACGUCGUUUCUGCUCGAAUUAUUUCUAUCGCUAGAAAUGGAAUUUCUGUCCAAACUGUCUGGGCACAAAGAAAUCUCGAAAGAAAUGAGCAGCAAAAAUUUACGCAGGAUCUUAGCUUGGAUGCUGAAUUACAACUUCUAGUCGAAAGCUUUCCCAUCGAUGUCUCUACGCAACUUUUGACCACAUCUUCAGAAAAUGAAAAGUUCAAGGCAAUUUUAAGACAAGUGACAGUCGAUGGAAAGCCGAAACAGUAUAUCGAAGUAUGGGAUCGACAACAUCGCAUCAGAAAUUACGAUCUUAGUGCAUACGAUGUGCACGGAGAAAUUUACUCAGACAAUAUUUUUAGCUCAUUUCACUUUUCACCCGACAAUACCAAACUCAUGUACGUCGCAGAAAAAAAAUUACCAAAAGUAGAGCCAUUUUAUACGACUAAGCCAAAGAAGCAAACUCCUGCCUCAGAAAAUAAACCAGAACCAAUUAGAGGUCAAGAGUAUGCAUUCAAACCACAUUGGGGCGAGCAAUUAGAGGGUCGACACCGUUCAGUAGUGAUAAUUUUGAAUCUUCAAAACGACACGUUUUCUGAAGUCACUCAAGUACCGGAUGAAUAUUUUCCGGCUGAAACGAUUUGGUCCGCCAAAGGCGAUUGCAUCGUCGGAGUGGCAUACAAGAGAUACCCAAGGUACCUUGGUCGUUUCAAUUGCAGCAAUCGCGAAUCGUACUUGUUCGUAGUUAAAAACAAUGAAUUUCGUUUACUAACUACUGCUGGAAAAGCUUGCAAAACACCUCAAUUCAGUCCGGACGGAAGGUACUUGAUAUGGCUAGAAAGAGAAACUGGUAAACAGCAUCACAAUGUACAGCGACUCAUGAAGAUUCAAUGGGGCUUCAAUGAGACUCCUGAUAUAUUAGUAGAUGUAGUAAAAACAAGCAUAGAAAUUGCCGACAAAAAGAAAUUUUUCGGAUUUUACGGUCAUAACAUACCCAAGCGUUGCUGGAGUAGAGAUUCAAAAUAUUUAUUCUUAAGUACUCAGCAAAGAUCUAACAUAAAAUCCUACGUAGUUAGUUUGGAAACGAAAAUUAUAGCAGAAAUAGAAAAUCCUGACGGUAGCAGUUUAAACAUUCUAGAUGUCCGAAGAAAUCGAAUUGUUUUCACGAGAACUUCAAAUAUUCUACCGCCUCAAUUGGUCGUUGGAAAAUUUGAUCCAACAAAGCCAAAAAUAGGAGCUAUCAAGCUGGUGAAUCUGACGAAACCUCUUUUGAUUCCUAGCAAAGAGAGACUCAUUUACGAACACAUAGAGUUUGAAUAUAAAACAGAUGAACCAGUCAGAGACUUUAACUUCACUUACUUUGGUUACAAAUCGACGAAAAAGCAUUCGAUGCCUUUGCUCGUAGUUCCUCAUGGAGGACCGCACGAUUCAUUCUGCAAUCAAUUCAACAUGGAUCUGGCAAUUUUUGCUCUUUUAGGUUUUGCUAUAAUACAAAUCAACUAUAGAGGAUCUUCAGGAAUGGGUAGGGACAACAUCGAAUUCCUCACUGGAAAUAUCGGUGAGACCGAUGUUCUCGAUUGCAUGACAGCUCUCAAAUUGGCUCUAGCCAAGUAUCCACAUAUCGAUCCUGCUAAGGUGGCUCUUUAUGGCGCGUGCCACGGAGCCUUUUUGUGUGCUCAUUUGAGUGGACAAAACCCAGACUUAUUCAGAGCUGUUGUAAUGAAAACUCCGAUUAUCGACAUCCCAUCUAUGUACACCAACACCGAUAUCCCCGACUGGUGUCCCGCAAAUACUGGUUGCAAAUUUCUCGAACGUUUACCCCCGGCUGCUUUGAACACGAAUUACUCAGAGAUUACUUUGCACAUGUUCGAUCGCUCGCCCAUACAAUUCGCGGACAAAGUCAAAGCACCGACUCUCAUUGCCGUAGGCACGAAAGAUUUACGUUGCCAUUCGUCUCAGGGUAGACUGUGGUACGGCCGAUUAACCGCCAAUCAAGUACCAGCUAAACUAUAUGUUUACGGAGAUAACCAAACUCUGUCGAAAGAGGAAAUAGAAAUUGAUUUCGUUAUCAAUGCGUCUCUGUGGUUAAUUAAACACGUUGCCAACGUCGUGCCACAAAUAACAAUUCAACCAACUAUUGUUGCCGAAGAAGUGAAAUUGCCAGUUGAAGAUCCACCCGUCAAAGCAGUCAAGGAAGAGGUCGAAGUGAAAGAAGAAGAAAAGACAGAAGAAACCGUAGAACAACCCGCAGAAGCCUAA
Trichogramma pretiosum is the source of this 2319-nucleotide messenger RNA. RefSeq names its product acylamino-acid-releasing enzyme-like. The record is from RefSeq and is a predicted model, not a curated record. Gene Ontology annotation, biological process: proteolysis. The coding region runs from base 1 to 2319 and encodes 772 amino acids. NCBI's taxonomy places the organism in Eukaryota, Metazoa, Arthropoda, Insecta, Hymenoptera, Trichogrammatidae. The transcript is spliced from 13 exons. Gene Ontology annotation, molecular function: serine-type endopeptidase activity.